Amaranthus tricolor (Joseph's coat) is the source of this 3957-nucleotide messenger RNA. RefSeq lists its product as uncharacterized. The transcript has a single exon. Gene Ontology annotation, molecular function: phosphoric diester hydrolase activity. The record is from RefSeq and is a predicted model, not a curated record. Gene Ontology annotation, biological process: lipid metabolic process. The coding region runs from base 2678 to 3634 and encodes 318 amino acids. NCBI's taxonomy places the organism in Eukaryota, Viridiplantae, Streptophyta, Magnoliopsida, Caryophyllales, Amaranthaceae.
AAACUUUAAUCAUAAAAAACUGUUUGGUUCACAAUUUAUCAUUAUCAUCUAAUAUCAUUUAUCAAAAUGGUAAUGCAUUGAAAUGAAUUUUGUCGAGAAAAUGAGAUGAUUGGGGUUAAACAAGCUUGAUCACCAAACUUGCCAAUAUAUUUUCCCACCAAAACUACACUAACUUUCAUUACUAUUUUCACCAUUAAAUAUCGAGACCAAAUGGGUCGUAAAUGAUAUUAUAUUGAUCAUGAUUCAUGCCCUACCACUCCUACAGUUCUAUCAGAUAUCAGUCCAACUUUUUGUGUGUUAUUACUGUUGUUGGGUUUGUGUACUUACUAAAGUAAAGUAAAGAAUAUGUUAAUGGUAUGACGAUGACAUUAAAGCCUUAUUGGUACUCUAGACUAUACUUGGGUUGGCUAACUUGCUAAUAAUGGUAUGAGGAAGACCAAGAGGAAAAGAAUGGAGUAAAUAACCUACUACUUUUACUUGCUAUAGCGAUGCUCUUGCUUUUUUACCUCCAAGUUCCAUGCAUGCACAAAGUGGUGUUUUUAAAUGUUCAUUAGUAUCUCAUUAAUUUAUCAAGCUGUUUCCUUGCUGGCUUUUGCUUCUCUUAGACUGUUGCAGUUUUCUGUUUUUGUAUCUCGGAGAAUUGGAAAUAGACAACCUAUCUGAUCUUAUCUUUGUUGAAUAUGAGUUUACCUUGGAACUGACAGAAGUCACAGAAUACACGAUCAUGCCGAUGAACUUAGGAAACCAUGUGGAACUUUAAAAUGCUUAUCUGCUAAUUUGUUUUUGAUUGGUCAUGAUCUUUUUCUCAUGCUGAACUUGAAGAUUAAGAAUUAGGCUAUAUGUUCUCUAACGUGUAUCUAUUAAAUCUCUCAUUAUAUUUAUGCACUUAUUUAUCUGAAGUUGCAGAAGACGUUUUCUACUAAGGUAAAUCGGAAUACAAGGCUAAGGUUGCGUACAUACGACCCUCAAACCUUGCCUAGAUGGGAGCAACUUUAUGGAAUUGAGGUAAUGAAGUGUUGACAGUUUUUUGCUGAGCUGAUAAAAAAAAGUUGAGCUUGGAGUGUAAUAUAUGGGGCAUUACAUCUCAUAAAUGAUAAGAGGGCAUUAACUCUGUAUGUUAUAUUUGGUGCUUUGAAGCCUCAGGUUAGCAGGAAUGCAUGUUUAUUUAUGUUGUUCCUUACUGCAGAACUGAAGGUUCUGGUAAGAGGGUAUUUUCCUUUAUGUGCAAGUAAAAGAAAGAAACUAAGCUGAGAAUAUUCCUUCCCGAACACAAUCAAGGUGACAAUAUUAAUCGAUAGCAGUACUUUCGAAAUUUAUCACUAGCUAUUACUUUAUUGUUAGGCCGUGACAAUUCAUCACAUAAUCAUCCUGUGGGCCCACUCAUGUGGACACACUCAUGGGGCAUCCGUGGGCUUGGGAUCACAUACCCACGGGUAAUUUUGAAUACUAAUCGAUAUAUUGGGUUUAGUCUUUGCUAUUGCUGUCAAUUUUGAAUCAAGUUUAGUUUGAUUGCUCAGAAUGUUGCUGUGUUUUUUAAUUGGAAAUUAGAAAGUGAUUAAAUGGAUAUUAGAUAAUAAUUUUGUAGGUUGGACAAACCACAACCACAUUAUAUUGAAAUGAUUGCAAACCGGAACAUCAUAUUUAUUUUAUUUUUUAAGAGUUGUUCAACCAUAUCAACUGUGAUUGAUGGUAUUGCUAUUUCUAGUAUCCUACUGCCACGUUUAGAUAAGGGUGUUCUCCGACUAUUACUCUCUUUAUCCCUCUUACAUUUCAAUUGUUGCAAUAUGAGUGAAAUUUUGUGAAAAUAAAAGUUUGCUUAAAAGAUAAGACAAAAAAAAGUUGAUAGAGGGUUUAAGAUGGAGAGAUAAUAAAUUUGUGGACGAAGAUAAGGGUGUUCUCGACUAUAUACUCCUGCAUCCUCUUAUCGAUUGAUGUUUACCCAUUUGACUUAAAUAUGUGAUAACGUUAAAUUUGUUAUUCGAUCACCGGCUUAUAUAUAUAUAUAUAUAUAUGUUUGAAAAUAUGUGAGAAUUUAAAAUUUGUUUUAGGCUGCCCUCACUUUAUAUUUCCAUAAUCAACUUCUGUAUCCUUAUUUUGAUGUUAUGAUGCUGUUUCUUUAUGUUAUAGGAAGAUAAGUAGAAUAAAUAAAAGAAUUAAUUAUAUAAUAACCGACAGACACAGAUCAGAAAGCUAACAUAAAUUGUUAGAUACAGGUGGACCAAUCAGAGAAAAGAUCCUUGAUAUAAAUUUUCCACCUAUAAUGCAUUGAUUAGGUUGACCAUUGCUAACAUAAAAAAAUUCCAAACCCACACGUCUCAAAACUAUAUUUCACCUUAAUUAUAUUAUAAUAAAUAAUAAUAGUAAUAGAUUCAUAUGAAUGAAAAAUAGAAUAUAUAUGAAAGAAGAAAUUAUUAAAAUAGAAUACACGUCUCAAAGUUUUGAGGUUGUGCAAAUUUUUUUUGAAAAAAUACAUUAAUGAAAAGAAUCAUUCCUUUAUCUAACUCGUAUUUCAGACUUCUCAACUAACAUUAUGACAUGUAUCAAAAUCCAACCUGUACCACUCUUCAACACAGACACAGGAAAUAAAACUUUCUGAGGGGGAAGAAAAAUAGAUUUGGGAAGAAGAUCAGAAUCAAUCAUAUUCUUCUGUUUGUUUGAUCAUACAUAGCAUUUAGUAAUGGGUGGGCAAUUUACAAAACAGGUUGAAAAGAGGAAAUCAUUAUCAGUAGAGAAGAAAACUUUGGUUGAUCUACAACAAAGCUGUAAUUGUGAUUUUGCAGGAUGUGACUAUCACCCAUCUGACAGGAAAAACUGGAUGGCAGGUCUUGAUCUUGACAAGCUCACCAUUAACAAGAUUGUUUGGCCUGGCACUCAUGAUUCUGCUACCAACAAGAUUGGAAUACCUUUCAUAACCCGUCCCUUUGCUCAAUGUCAAUCCUCGAGCAUAUACGAGCAGCUAGUGAAGGGUGCUCGAGUUCUUGACAUCCGGGUUCAGGAAGAUCGUCGAGUUUGCCAUGGCAUCCUCAAAACUUACAGUGUUGAUGUAGUCUUGGACGAGGUGAAGAAGUUCUUAUCAGAAACUCAAUCCGAGAUUCUGAUUCUUGAGAUCAGAACAGAAUUCGGGCAUGAUGAUCCACCUGAUUUUGAUAAAUUCCUUAUAGAGAAACUUGGGGAUUACCUUAUUCAUCAGGAUGAUCAUGUUUUUGAUAAACCAGUUUCUGAGGUGCUACCUAAAAGGAUAAUUUGUGUAUGGAAACCAAGGAAAUCUGCUGCCCCUAAGAAAGGGGAUCCACUUUGGAGUUCUGGGUACUUGAAAGAUAAUUGGAUUGAUACCGAUUUACCAUCCACGAAAUUCGAGAGUAAUCUUAAACAUUUGGGUGAUCAACCUCCUGUGACAUCUAGGAAGUAUUUCUACCGGGUGGAAAAUACAGUAACCCCUCAAGCAGAUAACCCGAUUUUGUGUGUGAGACCUGUAACGAAACGAAUUCAUGGAUAUUCAAGGCUGUUUAUUAAGCAAUGCUUUGAAAGAAAUAUAUCGGAUCGAUUGCAGAUAUUCUCCACUGAUUUUAUUGAUGCUGAUUUUGUGGAUGCUUGUGUUGGUCUUACUCAUGCAAGAAUUGAAGGCAAGGCCUAAUAUUGGUCAUAUAUUGUGUGAAUUGCGAUGUGAAUAUUAAAGCAACACUGAUUACUGAACAUGUAAUUUGUGAUUUUAUCUGUAAUAACUACAUUUAUUUGGGUGAUUUGUAUUGUAAUUAUUAUUCCAAUUAAAAUUUUGUGUUGUUUGUUAAUGAAUGUUGGUUAUGUAAGGGCAAAUAAGCAUUUGCCUUUUAUGGCAAUGUAACUUGUUUUUAUAGUCUGGUAUAGUAUUCCUGGUUUUUUGGGAUGUUACAUCUCUUAUGUUAUGGACCUGGAUUUUGAAUUUUAGCUAUUAAACAUUCUUUUUUUUUACUCUUCCCA